Messenger RNA from Trichomonas vaginalis G3, 303 nucleotides. RefSeq lists its product as uncharacterized. NCBI's taxonomy places the organism in Eukaryota, Parabasalia, Trichomonadida, Trichomonadidae. The transcript has a single exon. Bases 1 to 303 code for a protein of 100 amino acids. The record is from RefSeq and is a predicted model, not a curated record.
AUGCGUAUAAACAACACUUUCUCUGCUGGUUUGCCUAUUGUUCAUUCGAAUGCAGAGUUUUCAGCUUUAGUAAACUCAAACACUUUAGCAAACAUAAACUUAACCUUAGUUGACGCAAACUUUGUUCCUGUAAAACUUUUAUGUCCUAUGUAUUUGUCAAUGACGGCAGAAAGUUUCGAAUUGGAAGAUGCAACUGGUGAAAGUAUUGUAUUACAAGAACAACUUCAACAACAAAUAGCUCAAGAACAACUUCAACAACAAAUAGCUCAAGAACAACAAAUGCAACAAAUAGCUCAAGAAUAA